This is a messenger RNA of Dentiscutata erythropus, 618 nucleotides long. NCBI's taxonomy places the organism in Eukaryota, Fungi, Glomeromycota, Glomeromycetes, Diversisporales, Gigasporaceae. The record is from the annotation of a GenBank genome assembly.
AUGGCUCCACUUCUUCUUAUCAAUGUUUCAAAUAUUCUAGCAUAUUUUUUUCUUUUAGGUGAUAAUAUAUAUACAUACAUUCAAGCUGGGGAGGACAGCCCUUAUCUUCAAGCACAUCUUACAUACAUUUCUCCUGCUAUUUUUACCUUCUAUAUAUGGAUACCUAUUCAAAUCUUGUUAGGCGGUUUUGCUAAAGAACAUGUUACCACUAUUCAUUGGAAUUUUGUUGGUAUUGUUGCGCUAAACUGCUUAUGGCUUAAUUUUUGGGAAGAAGAUCUGAUUACUUUAUCUUUGGUUGCAAUUAUUUUGAUGGUCCUUCAAUUAUCCUAUAUUUACCGCGAGCUUGAGUUUACGUAUCUACCUUAUGAACUUGAAGACGACCGAAUAGACGUUAUACUUGACGUAGUACUUAUUCAUUUGCCAUUCUCUUUGUAUCACUCAUGGUCUGUAGUGUUGUUGGCUAUUACAACCUUUACUAUAUUUUUACCUAUAAAAUUGGAUGAAACUCCAAAUUUGGUUGAAAUAGCUGCUGUAAUAGUUGUUUUGAUAUGUUUUGAAUUAUUGGCGAUUAUGUAUAUUUCAGCUAAUAAUGAUUUUGCCGGUUUCGCUGGAUAUUCG